Molecule: messenger RNA, 894 nt
Organism: Aspergillus sclerotioniger CBS 115572
Lineage: Eukaryota; Fungi; Ascomycota; Eurotiomycetes; Eurotiales; Aspergillaceae
Exons: 1
Coding region: 151-702 (183 amino acids)
Source: RefSeq, a predicted model, not a curated record
CAGGAUGUAGGGGGAUGCACUACGGGAAUAAGGAGCUCUGCUCGCCUAGUCCAGCGCGGACUCCGAAUCGCUGACCAGACCGGCCCACCGAGAGCCAAUGUGAGCUUGACUUGCCAGCCCUGAUUCCGGCUCGUGGAUGGUCAGCACCAUAUGGAGUAUAGCCCGUGUCGAAUGACAGGAAAGUUCCGAGACACUGGUGCUAGUGUGGAGAGGGACAUCACGCUUGCUCAGCUUGUUCGGUGCCGCUCCACUGCGCAUCCCGUCUGCAUGGUCACGAUGGGACAGCCAGCUGGGAGGCCCGGCUCAGAAUCCACUGUACUUUUUCUGUAUCUGAUACGCUCACUGUGUCAUCAUGGAGUUUCCUCCCCAUUCACAUGCGAAUGCUCAGGGGCGAAUGCAUUCGUGAUGUCAACGCAGCGGGCUGAUGUCGAUGGGGACCAAACUUCGAUCUACAGAAAGGGUGCAACGACAUGCUUUCGCAACCCCAGUGAGAGUCAUCACUCUAUUGGCCCCUUCCCAAAGAAACUUGGAUUUGGAAUUCUCAGCCGGCCUGGCGGUGCUGAGAGGUCGGAGAUAGCUGGGGGCCCAUUAGAAUCGGACCCUCUCAGCCACACUAUGCUGCAAAGGGAACGAUUGUGGAUGAGGGACAAGCUUGCCACUAUUGCUCGGUUGCACAUCUGGCUGAAAAGCAAACCCACAUGAUUGCAUCAGCCCCGGUCAACCACCCUGGCUCGAAGUCUCGUUGCUUUUUGCUCUUAUAUAAGUGGGAUCCCCUGCAGCAGAGCACAUCUUCUCCCCAGACCGAGGAUACCCUCUUAAUCAAUACCUAUUUUCUUCCAUGUGUUAAGUCGCCGGUUUGCGUCGCUUUCUUUGUUGUAUAGUGAGUUGUCGCCG